This is a messenger RNA of Hemiscyllium ocellatum (epaulette shark), 1758 nucleotides long. Its product is annotated as 60 kDa lysophospholipase-like. The transcript has 16 exons. Gene Ontology annotation, molecular function: asparaginase activity; protein binding. Lineage: Eukaryota; Metazoa; Chordata; Chondrichthyes; Orectolobiformes; Hemiscylliidae. Gene Ontology annotation, biological process: amino acid metabolic process. The record is from RefSeq and is a predicted model, not a curated record. Bases 1 to 1758 code for a protein of 585 amino acids.
AUGUCUCGUCCACCUGUCCCUGUUCAGGAACAGAAACGCCAACGCCGAUUGGUGGACAACCCAAAUGAGGUUCAUGUUCUGAUGAUAAACACCGGAGGGACUAUGACCAUGGAUUUCCAAGAUAAUGUACUUGUGCCACAACCAAAUGCCCUUGUCAAAAUCCUUAAAAAAAUGACAAUGCUGCAUGAUGAAGAAUAUGCUCAAAAUUCCAAACUUUACGACUAUUAUGGCUCACCAGAAAACACUUUUGUUCUUCCUUUAUCAAAGACAGAUAAAAGGAUUGUAUAUACUGUGUUGGAACAUAUGCCUCAGCUGGACUCUUGUAACAUGACCACAGAGAAUUGGUCUAAAAUUGUGAAUGAUAUAGAGCAAAACUACCAACAGUACAUUGGCUUUGUGAUUCUUCAUGGCACAGACACAAUGGCUUACACAGCUUCAGCCCUUUCAUUCAUGUGUGAAAACCAAGGAAAGCCCAUCAUCUUGACUACCUCUCAGAUUCCCAUCCAUCAGAUGAGAAAUGAUGCCUUUGAUAAUUUGCUUGGGGCAUUGUUGCUUGCCGGAUCAUAUAUAAUACCAGAGGUUGGUCUGUAUUUUCAAGGCAAAUUAUUCAGAGGAAAUCGGGUGAAAAAGGUUAAUGCAAGGAUUCUUACUGCAUUUGCUUCACCUAACAUGCAUCCACUUGUUGAAGUUGAAUUGGACAUUACUGUCCACUGGGACUCCGUUUGGAGAACAAAGACGACAAAGAAAUUUAGGGUACAAACCAAUAUGAAUCAGAAUGUGGGAUUGUUAAGGUUAUUCCCAGGAAUCACGACUGUAACGGUAAAAGCAUUUCUACAACCACCGAUGGAAGGAAUUGUGUUAGAGACUUAUGGAAUGGGGAAUGCUCCAAAUAAUCGCCCAGAUUUAUUGGACGAGUUUAAGAAAGGCAUUGAUCGUGGAAUGUUGAUAAUAAACUGUAGUCAGUGUUUGCAAGGCUCAGUUCAACAAUCUUAUGCAACAGGAAAGUCUCUUACUGACCUCGGCAUCAUUCCAGGACAUGACAUGACGCCUGAAGCUGCAUUGGCCAAAUUGUCCUAUGUGCUGGGCAAGACUGAACUGACCAUAGGGGAGAAGAAAAGGAUGCUGUAUGAAAAUCUGAGAGGAGAAAUGAGCACAACACUUGGGAGUGAAAAGAUCUCUCUUCAAGACAAUCAAUUUAUUCAAGCUAUUGCCAAGUCUCUCAAUGUCAGCUGCAAAGAGGAACUGGAGAAUAUCCGAGAUGUUUUAACUCCUUCCUUGGCUUGUGCAGCUGCAAAGUCCGGUGAUAUCAAUACAUUGCAGGAGAUACUGAAAAUGGGUGGAAAUUUGUCCGGUGAGGAUUAUGAUGGACGAACCCCAUUACAUGUGGCAACUCAUGAAGGACACUAUGAAGUUGUAUUAUACUUGCUGAAACGUGGAGCCACUAUUUAUUCAAAAGAUCAGAAUGGUAAUACUCCACUGAAGAAUGCAGUGAAACGCAGGCAUAUGAAUAUCAUCAAGUUAUUGCGACAGACUGGUGCUCAUUUCUCAAAAGAGGAGAUUAUCAAUGUGGGCACCAAAUUGUGCAGCCUGGCUGCAUAUGGUGACAUGGAAGGAUUGAAGGCUUGGCACCUUGCAGGGCUCGACAUGGACCACUGUAGCUACGAUGGACAAACUCCACUGAACGUUGCUUUGGCUGCUGGUAAUCAGGAGGUUGUUGAAUUUCUUCAGUCAACACUCAAACAAAACAAGAAGGCUUAG